UCCCCCUCUCCCCCUCACAACCAGCCCUAGAAAUCAGCUAAAAGAGCUAACAAAGAUCGAAGCAGACGAUGAAGGGCCCUAAUAACCUCAUCGGAGCCAUUAAUUUCCUCACUUUCUUGGCCUCGAUCCCGAUUCUCGGCGGCGGGAUUUGGCUCAGCAGUCGCGCGAACAGCACCGAGUGCCUUCGUUUCCUCCAAUGGCCCAUCAUCGUCAUCGGAAUCACCAUCAUGGUGAUCUCUCUAAUGGGCUUCAUCGGCGCCUGCUAUCGCCAGACCUGGCUCCUCCAGCUCUACCUCGUCGUCAUGUUCCUCGUCCUCGCAGCCCUAAUCGGCUUCAUCGUCUUCGCUUUCGCCGUCACCGAUCGAGGCCACGGCCAGGUUAUCGUCAACCGCGCCUUUCCGGAGUACCAGCUCUCGGAUUACUCCGGCUGGCUUAAAAAUAGGGUUAGUGAUCCCAAGUACUGGUCUAAGAUCAGUUCCUGCCUUCGAGACUCUCAUGCUUGCUCUGGAAUGCGCCGGCGAGUUCGAGAUACGGCGACGGGGAUGAUCUAUCCGGAGCCUCCCGAUAUGUUCUAUCAGCGACAGCUUUCCCCCAUUGAGUCUGGGUGUUGCAAACCGCCAACAUCUUGCGGGUAUACCUACGUGAACGAGACGAUGUGGAACUCUGGUGCGACGACGGUGGUGAACGAUGUUGAUUGUACCCGAUGGAGCAACGAUCAACAACAGCUCUGCUACCAGUGCGACUCGUGCAAGGCCGGCCUCUUAGCAACCCUUCGGCAUAGCUGGAGGAAGGUCUCGAUCAUCAACGUUGUCAUCCUCAUCAUCCUUGUAAUCGUGUAUGUCGUCGCAUGUGCUGCAUUUAGGAACAACAAGAGAAUGGACAACGACGAGGCUUAUGGCGAGGCGAGGAUGACGAAGUCGCGACCGAGCUGGCUUCGUUUCUAGUUGAGAGAAGUGUCAAAAUGAUCGCCAGACUUUUUUUAUAGAGGCUUGUUUUAGUCCCAGAGUUCAUAAAAAUAUCCAAUUUAGUAUCCAAACUCUUUUAAUGACGACUAAUUUGGCAUUUUGGACUUAAACGACCUCAUAUAAAUAGUUAGGGGACUAUGUUAACACUUUAAAAAACAAUAUUGUUACAUAAAUGUGAAAAAUUGGUGAAGAAUCCUUGUAUUUUGUUCAUGGUUUUGUUUCUUAGGCUAGAGAGAAGUAGAGGAGGGAUGUGUUUGAAUGUAUAUUAUUUGUUUAGCAUGUUUUGUUAUGUUUUGGUUGAACUUUAUUUCCCUGUAUCUUGUAAAUGGAGACAUUGCUUCUGCUUGUAGGAGUAGAUUUUCUUUUAU
Phalaenopsis equestris is the source of this 1333-nucleotide messenger RNA. Its product is annotated as tetraspanin-3-like. Gene Ontology annotation, biological process: auxin-activated signaling pathway. NCBI's taxonomy places the organism in Eukaryota, Viridiplantae, Streptophyta, Magnoliopsida, Asparagales, Orchidaceae. The coding region runs from base 69 to 944 and encodes 291 amino acids. The transcript is spliced from 2 exons. The record is from RefSeq and is a predicted model, not a curated record. Gene Ontology annotation, cellular component: plasma membrane; plasmodesma.